This is a messenger RNA of Magallana angulata, 2016 nucleotides long. RefSeq lists its product as uncharacterized. The transcript has a single exon. Bases 1 to 2016 code for a protein of 671 amino acids. NCBI's taxonomy places the organism in Eukaryota, Metazoa, Mollusca, Bivalvia, Ostreida, Ostreidae. The record is from RefSeq and is a predicted model, not a curated record.
AUGUCAGAGUCUGUUUUUGCGGGACUAUGUGAGAUAGUGGGAACCUCAGAACAGGUGACCAUCAGGAGGGAGGCAUUGGACUUUAAUGAGCUGCUAGACAGACAACUUAUAAGUUAUUGUGAGGUCAUUAUGAUGGUGAGUGGAAGUCAUAGAGAAGGAUUCAGACUGAGGGGAUCGGAUCUAGACCUGAUGUACUGGCCAAACACCCACCGAGUGAUCAUGAACAUGUCUCAGUCUGAAUUUUACAACACAGCCAAUACAACCAUGAUUCUCUCUGACAGUUCUGGAAGUCCACCAGGAUUCACUUUACUUCAGUUACUGACACCAUCAAGAUACCAAGAAUUACAAUUAGCAUGUGUCAUAAAGAAUGACAGAGUCUAUAUAUCUAGUUCUAUAUGGAGACAGAUCAUGUGUGAUCAUGCAAUUCCUAAUUCCAAAGUACAUGGACCCUGUGGUAGUGGUGCUUUGGGAACAAUGGAAUAUGACACUGCUCACUGUUUUAUUAGCAACUUUUGGCCUCCGUCUGCCUCCUCAUGGAUAGACAGAUGUCACUCAUGGCCUGAUCCUGAAGUUGUUAAUGACAUUUUCAAAAAUGGAUGUCACUUUGUAGCAAUAGGACACCCACUGGGACUUCAUGAAAAUGAAGAAUGGAGAAUGUCUUUUUCUCGGGCAGAAUAUAAACUAGUUUACUCAAUGAACCACUGUCAGUUUUUGACUUAUGGAUUGCUAAAACUGUUCUUAAAGGAAGUUAUAAAUCAACAAUCUGAAGAAGAAAUUAAUAAACUGUUGUGUUCCUAUCACAUGAAAACAAUUGUUUUCUGGGCGAUUCAACAAAACACACUGCCUUACUUGUGUCCACAAAAUUUCCUAGCCGGUUUCUGGGUCUGCUUUAAACUUCUCCUUAAAUGGGUGUAUGAGGGGAUCUGCCCAAACUUUUUCAUCCCCCGAAACAACAUGUUUCUGGCAAAGGUCCAUGGCUCAGCACAAAACAGAUUGUUCUUACAGCUACAUGAAUUAUACAAGAAAGGUCUGGCCUGUCUGUUAGAGAGUUUCUCUAUUAAGCCCUACAUUACUGAUGUACUGUACAAUCCUAGAGCUUUAAUAUGUACAGAUGAGAGACUAAUCUUGUCUGAAUUUGAUCAUGAUGCAGACCUUGUCCAAGAGUCCAUUAUUGCUAUCUCCAAAGAUUUUGCAUGGGGAGACUUAUAUUGUGUUAUAAAUGCCAUUCACACAAUAGAACAGUUUAUGCAUUUACCCUUGACACAAUAUCAAGUUGUCAAUUUACAGGCACUUACAACUUUUGUCUUUAAGAACUCUGCUUUCAUAUUACACAACAUGUACACGAACACUGGUGUCAACAAACAGAUGUAUGUUGCUGAUAAAAUGUUCCGUCACUUGCUGAAAUUAGCAGCCAAGUUUGGAUAUGUUUCUGACAUGUUAUAUCUUGCCAUAUAUUAUUACAAGACAUUCAGAUACAGGAAAGCUUUAUCUGUUAUAGAGAUGACAAAGGUCAAGUUAGCACAGCCAUAUUUGAUGUAUAUGGGAUGUGCGGACAGAGAUAAAUAUACUGAGGCUGUUGGGGGACAGUCCUGGCUUACAAAAAGACAGGCUAUAGCAAUGGAUAUCGGACUUGCCAACAAUAUCUGUCAAAUCAGUGAACUAAUACCAGAGCAACAGUCUGCCAUUCAGAACAGAUGGCCUAUAUCAACUAUCCCAGUGUUUGUAAUGUUACACUUCCUAGAUUUCUUGUGUAACAGACACAUUGAUACAACAUUAUCACAAGCAGCUCUAGAUGAGCUUCAGUUCCUAGUCCACCAUGAUUGGGUACUGAGUAUUGAUGAUGCAUACGGAGACAUCUCCUGGGAGAUCCUUGGGAUCUGUCAACAGAUCACAGGGAACCUCCAGGCUGCUCUAUACUCAUACCAACAGUCACUCACACAGUAUCCACACCACAGAAUACAAACUGCUACACAGAAAAGAAUACAAGAUCUGGUUCAGUAUGACCCAAACCUGUAA